AUGUCGAGCGAAGAAUAUGAAUCGCCCGAAGGUUCGCCGUUGGGGACUUCUGAAGGGGAAGCUGGUGAUAGAACUCCCGUUUCAGAAGACGCUUUAGAAACAGAAGAUGCUGCGCCGACCACAUUUCCGUCUACGCCUUAUUCUAUGGCGCCAAAUAUUGCUUCUUCGUCCACGUCAAUUUCAGCUGAACCGCCUCUGACGCGACGACUACGACCACAAAAGGCAAAAUACUACAGAACAUAUGAUAUUGUACCUCUUUGCGCGGCAAUUCACGGCUGUCAAAUAUACGCGUUAGACGCAACCCGAAACAUGCGUUGGGUUUUCACAGGUGGCGAUGAUGGUUAUAUUCGAAAAUACGAUUUUUUUGGAUCGAUGAAUGGAAAACAAUUGUUGACGCAAAAUCAGAAACAUGCGCAAGUGGAGUCUGUCCAAAAGAACGAAGAACCAUUGCCACCAGCUCCGGUAGUCCCUACACCUGUACCUAAUACUCCUGUAGUGGUUAGUCAAGAAAAUACAAAUGGAAUUACUAAUGGGUCGAUUGCGGAGCCAUCUAAUUCACCGCAACCCGAAAUCGUGGCAGAGGCACCACUUCCCGAACCUAAAUUAUCAGCUGUUUACAGUUUAGCCGUACAAUCUGAAGCAAUUUGGUUACUAAGCGGCUUAGAGAGUGGAGGAAUUAAUUUGUUUACGGUUAGACAUGAAGAAGGAAAAUGUCAUCAUGUAUUGAAAGAACAUAAUGGUCCUGUAUCGGUAUUAAAAAUAACGCAAGAUGAAACUGGGUUUAUUAGUGGCUCGUGGGAUAAACAAGUAUUGUAUUGGGAUCUUAACAAUGGUCAAGUAGUCCGACGGUUUAUAGGCCACAAUUCACAAAUAACCUCAAUACAAUUCCGUCCAGUAUUACCAGCCUUCUCUCAAUCGACUCGCGAAAGUUCGCCCGAAUCAUACGACGAGCUUUUCAAUGACGAAGAUGAUCUCGUAAACUCAAAUGACGUCCUUUUAACUACGAGCAUCGACGGCCAUAUCAUGAUCUGGGACAAACGAGCCGAAGAACCAAUAAUAAAAACACUUGCACCGGAACGGACCCCGCCUUGGUCUUUAUCUGCUUGUUGGAGUGCAGAUGGUACGAAAAUUUAUUGCGGGAGAAGAAAUGGAACUGUUGAUGAAUGGGAUGUUCGCGCGAGAGCUGUGUUACGCGUGCUUCGAAUGCCAAAUGGUUCUGGCCCCGUUUCGUGUGUUGCUAGUAUGCCUAAUGGAAAACAAUUAAUAUGCGCGUCAACUGAUAAUAUCCGAUUAUGGAACUUAGAAGAGAACGAGAACAGUAGAUCGUCAGUUCCUUUUCUCAUUGUGGCGGGGCAUCAUGGAGGAACGAUAUCUCAAAUCUUAAUUGACGAACAGUGUCGAUAUAUGAUUACCACUUCUGGAAAUCGAGGAUGGGAGGGAAGCACUACUGAAUCUGCGUUGUUUUAUGAAAUUGGACCGGGUUGA
Ambispora leptoticha is the source of this 1485-nucleotide messenger RNA. The record is from the annotation of a GenBank genome assembly. Lineage: Eukaryota; Fungi; Glomeromycota; Glomeromycetes; Archaeosporales; Ambisporaceae.